Messenger RNA from Porites lobata, 21324 nucleotides. Lineage: Eukaryota; Metazoa; Cnidaria; Anthozoa; Scleractinia; Poritidae. The record is from the annotation of a GenBank genome assembly.
UUUGGACGCUGCUUCGACGUCAAGAAGGGUCUGAAGUCCGCCCUCCUCGGUUUUUUCCUGCCUUUUACCUCACAAGGCCUAUCCAGGUUCGUCAAGUUCUGUGAUUUUUUUCCGUCAUAUUAAUGAUUUCUUGUCUGUGUAGAUCGUCGAGCUGAAACAAAAGGAAAAUUAACCUGCCAAGCCCUUCAUGCAAUGAAAAUAAAUGCAGGGAAACAGCGUGUCUUGAAAUUACAGCAGCAUUCAAAAUCUGGUUAAACCUUUGUUGAGUUUAAGUCUGAAAUAAUGUUUCGAAAACUUAAUAAAACCAGUAUACCUUCUAACCUCGUCCAGCCCUGGAACUGUGAACUUAGCUGGUUUUUGUUUAGACUUGAAAUUAAUCGGCUUCAUCGAGAGACGAUAUUUAAUAUUUUCUCGCAUGCAGGCCGCCUUUUUUAUCGCACCUAAUAUAAAUAACAUAUUUUUUAUACGUGGCCAAAGUUUUUCUCUGAUGUAUUGAUUCAACGCUCUACAGCCGACUGAGCGGGGGAACUAUGAUGAAGAUGCAAAUAACGUACAUUUAAAAUUUUACAUAAAAAUAUAUUAACCGACUGAGAUAUGUUCUUUUCAAAAUAUUUUGUUACAAGCCCAUUUUUCUCAUCUUCCGAUAAAGUGAUUUUUAAUCGCUGGUUAUAGCACAUUCUAGAUCGAGCUGUCUAGCUAUUACUGAUCUGCACAGCCCUUACGGCGCAUUCGUAAAGACGACUGACCGACCAGCAGCGUGCAGAAUCUCACGCCAAUCGGGCGAAUCUCGACGGAUGUUUUUGUCUUUAUCCCACCCAAUAUCUAAACGCUGUGUUUUGUGUCUCUUGUGGUAAAAUUUAUCGACGUAAGUGUUGGUUCGUGACGUUAUACACCGACGAGAAAAAACCGAGACGGAAAAAGAUUUAAAAGGAUAGAGACGUUUCUAACAGGUAUUGUCAUGUUAAAUGGUGGCUGCCCGACUUCGAUCCUUUGUCUGCUUCGUUGCCUUCAAAGCCUCUUUUAGCGUCGCCUUUGUAUUUGCAAAGCUGCUUGUUGUGAGAACAGUUACAUUUAACACUUGGACUUUCAAAGUAGGUAUACUUACCGAGGAUCCGUUAUAACACCCUAGAAGCCAGUCGAGGAAUUAUAUACUACACAAUCUAAUCGGAUACUUCUAGCCCUUUCUACAUGCAAUUAAAUGAUUCCGUCAACUGCUUCUCAGUUUGCGUUGCCUGAGCUUAACUAAACGUUAGUUAGUCGUAUUGACAGCUUGGAGGAUUCAGUCGUGUUCGUCGCUUAAACCAAGACUCUCGCUGGACUAACAAAAUUCUGGCCUCCGCCUAAAUUGAAAGAAAAAUUAAGAACUGUAGAUCCUUCGACCGCAGUUGGGCAUACCUCUCCGCUCGGCUCCCUUGAAAUAACGGUAUCUAGGUAGUUUCGUUUCUGAUAAUGAUUGCUGCAUUUGGGUUUCAAACAUUUGUGGGAUGAUUUUUAUUAGGUCUCUAUAUCCAGUGAAUCAGCUUCGUUUGACUUAUCGAGAAUACGAGCUUCUUAGUGUUAUUAACCCGGCUGCUACUGAGUUAAAAAGCCUGAGAAACAACACUGAGGUCUUCCUGCAUGCAGGCAAAGAUAGAGAGUAGGUAGGCCACGGUUUUCUUUUUUCUUCACUCCAGGUUGUAAACUAUUGGCGUUUGUUUGAAUGUUCGAGAAAUACGAUUUUUAUCGACAAACCCAUCGUCUUCAAGUUACAGUUAUAAUUCUGACUCAGUAAGUAAACUGUAUUCCACGUUUGUCCACAUUAUGAUUCAGGAUCAUGUGGUAGUAGCGUUUACGUUAAGAUCCAUCAUUUUGACAGAGGUUUACUGAGCCUUUUACUCAAAAGAGUACCGAGUCCAAAUUCAGAACAAUUCCCAAAUUCAUUUGGCAAAAUGUUGCAAAACAAAUAGCAUCCCUUUAAAAGCACAAGAAAGCAGUGCUGAAGAUGGUUACACCGCAGGAUUUUUUCCACAGUCUGAAAACUUACAACUGCAUUUCAUCUUUUUACAUUAAUUUAAUUGACUCUAGCCGCGAAUAGGGUUAAAUUGUUUCCUGACCCAUAGCUCCGCUAACAGGAACUUGUUUUAUGACAAAGAAGGUUCUUUUUCAGUGGAGCAUUGAAGUUAUAAACUGUCAAGCCACUUACUGUAUUCUCUCGUUGGCUAAAGGAAGACGAUCCAGGAUUGAAAGACGAUCUUAAAAGUCUACCGGAAAAUGAAAAAUCAAGCUUUCUUGGUGUAUCGCAGUAGCUAUUUUUUUUAAAUAGCCACAACUGAAGAUUGAACAUUAAAGACGGUUUUAGGUGCCUGGUACCGCACGGCAAAAAGAACUGAGAUAGAAGCAAGCUGCCAUGUGGUAAUUUUAUAACAAUCUCACUAGUCUUCCUACCCGGAUUGUAUUUUAUCUGCAAAGCCGAGCCCGGCCAGAGUCAACUUUGUAACAAAACGCAAAAAUCGAGCUUGUAACGUUCUUUUGAAUAGUCUCACUUCAGGAUUUCCUUGACAGAAACAAGGUGGCACACUUCUUGUAAAUUGAGGAACAUUUAAAGUCUGCAGAAGGUUAAACCAAUUUGGAAAGCACGAGUGUGAUUUAAGUAAUAGAGUCUUAGAUUUUAUCUAAAUGUUCCAGAAGUUAUCAUUGACUGCCUUACUGACAGAAGAAUAAACAUCAAGAAACAAAGGCAGUGUUUAUUUAAGUGCUACCUUUCUAAGCAAGCUUGCAAUGUAAUCACAGGUAUAAAGUGUUCGCAUCUUACCCAGGUCAUGCCAGGUGAGCUCUGGAUGAUUGAGUUAACUGUUCACAGAUUGGAAGAAAUGCCCAUUAGCCUAGCUGAAAUGGCAAAGCCCAGGACUUCGUUCUGAAAACCCAAAAGCAUUAUCAAAGCAAAACAACUCUCGCACACGUUCUCUGAGGGUCCAACUUCUCAUCAAUUAGGAAUCGUAUACAUUGAAACUAAAAAGGUAACUCUGUGGUGUCAUGAAUUAUGAAAUACUUCACUAGCAAUGGUCACGUUUUAGGAUUAAACAGAGUGACCCUUUGGGCGGAACCUCUUUGCACAUCGACAAAAGACGCUGAAUAACUUCUUAAUGCCGGGUCAAAGAAAGACAGGCCUCACGGAACUACAUAGAUCAAUUUUAGAGUACAAGAUAAUGCUUUCAAGAGCAAGAAAAGAAUUACACUCUUCGUGAUAUCGCUGUCAUAGAGGAGUUGGCAACAUCAAAUGCUUCCAUGCAAGGAGCCACACAACACAAUAACAACGCCCUGUUUUGAUUUAAAUCCUUAAAUCCAAUUUUACGAUCUCAGUUAAAGGCCAAACAUAAUGUGCAAUCGAUAUCCUUCCUAUCGAGGGAAUGACUGAGUUACUUUUAAAGAAAUUUUUAAGCCACGGUGUUCUCUUCGAAAUUUUCGUUCUGAGUCAGUGUUAUGAUCAAUUGACAGCGUUAGACUGCUUGAUAGUUAUUUGCCUAAAUUGAGAAACUGCCAAGUCACAAUAUAGCUAUAUAACAUUGUAAUUUUAGUCGCAAUAAAAACAUUGCUGUUAUCCUGUCUCAAUGAAAAUACGAUUCAUGGAGAUGAUAUUAUUAUACUCCCAUUUCGUUAAAGAGUUAAAGCUCGUAUCAAGACGUCCAAAGGGAUUUUCUAGAUCAUAGAAUGGAGACCUACAAACGUCCGUAAGCAGAUCAGUAUUAUGUAAAGUGAUGGUCUUAUUUUCACGAAAUCCGCCGGUUAAAGGAAAAUUAAUGUAUGGUAUUCUAUUCACACGAUUAGUAGCGAUAGAAUAACAGCAAAGCUCGAGGUGAAUGUGUACUGAGAAUGAGAUAAUAAGCCGCAACUACUAACGCUGAUGUCGACUGCCCAAAUGACAGCUACAGUGGACCACCAUGUGUAGACAUUUUAUCGUUUGUUUGAAAUGUGGAAGCACUAACAAGCUUAUAUUUACUAACGUACACGCUCCAGGAUUGCUAAAUCCAACUACAUGCAAGACCUUGUAAAAAGGCUAAAAUUUACUAAGGAUUAUAAGUCACUGUGUCUCAUCGGUCAGAGGAUCAGGGGCACCCAGUGACGGUUUCCUCCUAAACACAUUGAAAACACUUUUUAGGCUGUCGAGAGUACUUUUAGAUAUCUAGAAAUACAUUCUAAGCGGCGCUUAAAAUUUGUAUCUGUUCGGUCAUCCUUUCUCUGUCAUCCUAUGAGAACUUGGGUCUUAAAAGGGCUUGGGUAUUAUUUUCCCUCAUAUUUUAGAGGCAAUUUAACGUAUUACGAAAGUGAGACAUUUUCUGAUUCCUCUCACCAUCACAUUUUUGAGUCCGAAAGUUUUAGGUUCCCUUUAUUCUACGAAAAGUAGCCUAACCUGAGGUGGGAAACUUAGAAAAUCGUAGGGAAUUCAUUAGAUAAGCUUCGAAAGUAGUAUAUGAGUGGAACGGUUAUCUAGAAAUAUUUAGCCGUCCUCAAGUAAUCGGAAUAUUCUAGGCAAUAUUUACUUCUCCGAACAUAUAUUUUACAGAAAACAAUCGUUGGGCGCUCCUGAGAAGAUUUUGCAUCUCGAACAAAACUGAGUUUAUCCAAAGUGUCAAAAGAUCUCCAUGCAAUGGAUGUAAGACGUUCUACUCAAAUAUGGCGGGAACGAAUGUAGUACAUGUAUAAUCAAGUGAUUAUAUCAUUUACUUCGCGUGUAUUUACAGCGAUAGUGCAGAUGUUCCGAGGGGCGAGUGAUAUUAGACAUAGUAAAUCGAUUUUUAAAGCAUUGCAAACUUAAAUACGAUUGCGAAGACCAGUGUUUACAUGAAUAAGACAACUGAGGGCGUAACAAAACAGAGUGGCACGAACCUACUUCCUUUGAUAGUGACAUCCGAUAUUAAUAUACAACCGGGCAACUCAAAAUUAUUGUAAUAACUGUAAAAGAACUAGGAAUGAGAAUUCGUAUUUUGAUAUACGGUGUUCGAGAUCGAAGUGGUAUAUCUAACGGUAAAGCUUGGUAUAAAUAAGAAAGAAGCAACCUGUUGCAUUUUCAUCAGUUUAGUUUUGCCCAAUUCUCUCGUGUCGUUGUGAAUCACUUACGCAUUCAGACAUAAACCACGAAAUAAAAUCCUUCUAAAACAUUUGUUUACUAGGUUUAAGUGCAUAUGAAACUAUUUUUAUAUAUUCGCAUUAGCUGCGUCAGGGCAUAGAACGUUCUAGGCCAUUUGAGGGGACAGAGACACCUUCUGAGCGAUUUAGAAAUCGUUCAGUAGAACGUCAUGCUUAGAUAGCUGUGCUUAAAACAUCCCCGGUUGUGACUGAUACGACAUCUUUUAGGAAGUGAAAAAGAAAGCGAUCUGUCCUCAAAAUCUCAUUGUAGAACAGUUUAACGACUGGCUGAUAGACUAUACUGCCUAUAAAAGUCUGAAAGUGUUCAGUUUUCACCAUUUCUUUCAUUACCCCUCGGGGAGGCCAUUGAAAUGGUGACAUCGUGAUUUUAAAGAUCCAGGCGGUCUUUUUAAUAGGACAGUGCUUUCUUUAAUAUUUCCUAGGAUCAUCCCGUCUUUCAUUCCCUUGGGACACCGCCCUCGUGUCUCGAACGCUUUUAGCGUACCCGGAAGUGAAGCGGGACAGAAGCGUCACAUUCCAAAAUGAAGCGAACGCCCGAUUUUUUCUAGCCAUACAGGUUGUAGGAGCUAAAUUCUGAGAACUUGAUUUGUCUCUUGAAAUUGUGAUGUAUUCCAUCGUGGUAACGGAGGCACUGAGGAUUUUGUCAAGUUGGCACAUUAGUAAGUUGCUAAUUCAGUUAGUUUUGCAGUGAGGUUCACCAUAUUCCUAUCAUCUUUCCUUAAAUAAUUUGACGAAAGAAAACUAAAUAUCACGUACCUCCUUUUUGGACGUAGACUCUUUUAACAUCCUGCUAAUUAAGAUGCAAUAUGGGAAGUACAUGAAGAAGGAGCAUGAAACUUGUACCCUCUCGUUUGCCAGGGCUGUCGAGUUCUAUGCUCUAGCUUAAAUUGUGCAAUCAAUAUGGUUUCUUGCUCUAUUUUAGUGCUUAUCGCUGACGGCAGUCAGUCUUUUCUCCAACUUUUCAUUGCUUGUCUUUCCUGAAUUAUCGAAUGUCGUCGGUGGGAGAUAUGCCGCUGGAACUACUUGCUCCUGCUGAACAAAUGCUUCCAUAGUGAUUAUUAUUUGUAACUAAGUUACGUUCGAUCAACACAGUCAGAACGUUUGUCUUGAAGAGCUAUUGAGUGAUCUAAUGUUGCGAUAUUCAUAGUUUUUAGUGGAGACUGAUCUGGGCGAUUUAAUCCCUUAUCAAGAUGGAGCAAUCUUUUGUUCGUUCCCAUUUAAUAGCAACAAAAACAUUUACUGUAAUUGCCGUGGAUGCGCUGUGGUUAUCAGUCCUUAGAUAUGACACACCAGUCGGGGAAAUCAAGAGCCCACAAACUGACUAUUUGGAAUUCUUAUCCCACGCAGGUCUGAGAAAUGAGAAAUAUACCAGCCCGGGUAAAAAGUAAAACCAAUUCAAUCAAAAAUUAAUUUUGUGACAGUAUAAAUACAGUUAUUAAUGUGUCUUCGAAACUCAGUACAUAUAAAUAUAGGACCCAAAUACUCGGAGCUCCUUGCCUGUAUGAUUACACGAAAGGCCGAAAGGUGUUUGUCUGUGAUUUCUCUAAAGCUAAACUAAUUUACAAAAUAAAAAGGUUCUUGAGAUAUUUUCUCUCUGCGUAGUCAUGAACAGUAUGACUUGAUAACGUGCAUCUCUGUUUAUUCGUAAAUGUUUUUACAAGGUCCUAGUGGAUAAAUAUUUUCUCAGUUUAUAUCGGUAUGAUUUUGACACCUACGUUAAACAAAGCUGCAAGGCAAAGUCCAAUCAGUAAAUCCCUUAAUGUCAAGUUAUAUGCAUUGUCACAUAUGUAUACAGUACUUUAAAAAUUUUCACAGCUGAUUCAUUUUAGAUUUCUAAAACGGAGUCUUGGCCUCCCGCCCUAAAUCGUCUUUCACGCAGCGCUAAAUAGUCGGGGCUAGAUUCUGAUAUUGAGUAAUAGCCCUGGUAUUAGUUGAAAAACGCUUGGUUCAAGACUGGUCUAAAUAUUGACUUGCUAAUUUUCCCCACCCGAUUCAAGAACAGACUUUCGCGUUUUUUUUCUCUUUUUUCUGUCAUACUCCUUAACUUCUGCUUGUCCAUUAUCAGACAGUUAGAUUAAACCCUAAAGCGUAGUCCUUGAAAUUCACGUCUUUAGAGAGCAAAGUCCUGUUUGGAUUGAAUUGAAUGAUUUGGGUGAAUUUACUUAUUUACACUGCACACCCCCUCCCCCUCUUAAAGAGCGUUGAACUGAUUGUAAUGCCGAAUCGUACAGGAACUUGCCUUGGUAAAAAUCUAAGUACUGUCCUUAUUUCUCGCCUGGCAUCCUGAAAUCAACUUUGUCUUCCGCUUCGUUGAACAGAACUUCUUCGUGCGGAAUUUCACGUUUGUGCCUCUAGCUUUGUUUGACCACUCUGAACUAAUAUUGUCGCAUUUUAUGACUCGUAUCUUAUUGUAUAAGUUUCCGUAUUAAAUAUAUAGGAUACCCGGAGAUAAAGAAUUUUCUGAAUUGUGGGAAGAUUUUCCUGGUUAAGGGUCCGGGAGCCGAGUCAAGGACUUGACAAAGGUACAAACCAAGCUCAGAUUAAAAAAAAAUUCAGGAAGACAGGAAAAAAAUAUAGUGACGAUCUUUGUGAAGUUUACCAAGCUCAGAUUAAAAAAAAAUUCAGGAGGACAGGAAAAAAAUAUAGUGACGAUCUUUGUGAAGUUUAGGUGGAAAUUAAAUUGGAGGUUUCCGUUACGUAGUGGUAAAACUGAUAUUACAGAACCGGUCUCAUAUCAUACUGAUGACAUGAAAUUGGCACAUUUUACAAGUUUAGACAAGUCUAAGAGAGUUAGGCCCGUUUCAAACGUCGUGCUGCUGCCGUGCCGAACCCAGUUCAUAAAUUAUAAAUACAUUAGAAUACAUUUAAAAGUUUGCUGAACAGUUUCUUUAUUAUUGUGUUUUGUUUUCGGCAACAGCCGAUCUAUUCGACUGAACUAAAUUCGACGUCUGAAACCAAGUCGUGCUAGUGUCGUGCUGGAGUCGAGCUACAGUUGAGCCAUCUUAGCAAGGCAGUAGCACGACGUUUGAAACAGGCCUAAGAGAGUUAGGUCUACUAUAAGAGAAACCAAAGGAAGGUCGAUUAAUAAUUUUAAAGUGUUGGAAUACUGGAAAACUUUGGCUAAAAUCCAAAGUUUGUUCGGCGACAACAGAUAGAGUGGUCGGCUUGAACACGUGCAUGGCGAAACAGCAAAACCACAGAACUUUAAUGAUAUUCACUUUUCAUAUCCUUUGAAGCGAAACCUAGCGAACUGAAAACUAAAAGGUUAGGAUAUUUAUAGUCGGAUUUGCCGCGUGCGCGUAGCCACUCGUCAACGUAAAGAUGACAGCAAGUCAUUUCUGUGAAUAAAGGAUGUGGACAGGACUUCCCGAACUCUUGAGUAAAUGAUUUCCUUUAAAAAAAAAAAAAGUAUGUAGAACUAAACCCUAUUUAUUCUGCAUCAGUUUUCGCCGAAUGGUUGCGGCAUUAAUUUACGGUCGACAGCUUUCGGUGAAAUUGCAAAAUAGCUCAAAAUGCUCUGUGCGAGCAUUUGGAUUGACCAGUCAGAAAUUACAACACAAUGUUUCUGCCAAGGCUAUCUUCUUCGCUGUUUUAGUAAAAAGAACAAAUCUCUGUCGUUUUAUUUCUGUGGUUAACGUUUUUGAAAUGGCUGAUGAAUUCAUUAUUUAGAAGUGGAAGCAAUUUUAUCGCAUUGUUGGUUAUUUUCAAUGUUUUGUCUCGGCAAUUUGCGUGGGCUUGACUGACGUCAUGACCUUCGUUCAAUACAAUGGUCGAUUAUGAAUCGCUCAGUCGUACGUGUACAUGAAUUAUUCACAAUCACUCUGUGAACACAAAACAGAGGUGCUGAAAAAUGGCGAGAAGAAUAUUUUUCUCAGUUGCUAACGGAGGAAGAAUAUGUAGCAUGCGAAAUUAAAAUUGUGAAAAGUUUUGCUUUGUUUGGUUUGCUUGUCUCCGAAGGGCGUCGAUGCCACCACUUUCGUUUGCGGUGUCCUCGUGACGUAAUUCUCAGUUUUUCGUGGAGAUCGAAAAGGAAUAACAACAUAUAAAAUUAUAUUUCUAGAAAAACAUUAUAUCAGCCAUCUUUUUUAGUGAUAGUUCACAUCCUAACGAACAAACUGGUGGAUACAUUUCAAUUUUAUUUCCCCAAGAUCAAAAUUUACUGGCAGACAAGAAUUUAGCACUGAUGACAGUACAAUGAAUGCCGUAAUAGUAGACUUCGCUGUUUAGUCAUGUGCUUCCUUGUUAUUGGUCAACUUACGAUUUGCGCUUCCACUCCGACAGGUCGCUAGCCAAUCAGAAGGGUGAAUUCCCAGCAAGAUAUCACGUCAAAUAUAAAGAGCGACAGGCGACUCGCCGAUAGACGGCAGUUGGUUGUCCGCCGGUGUCGCCCCGUGAAAACAGAAGCACGGCGCAAAUUUUAAACACAUGAUUACUUCCGCGAAAUUUCGCGACCGCUUCACUGUUAUUUUCGUGGACCUGGAUUUUGUGUGGCCUCCAGAAUGUGAACAUGUCUACAAAUGAAUCCGUUGAACAACAAGUAACUUCGCUUCACACGGGCAACGGCCUGCCGCAUGCUAAUGAACUUAAAACACUUCAAGAAAGCAUCGGUCCUGGAUUUAAUCGUGCCGACUCUCACGACGUAAACGUUAGCAACGAUAACUCCGUUAAGAUGCCUCCUUUAAACCCGAAUCAGCUCAAUUCUACCGUCGCUGGGUCCUCUCACAACAUAAACUUUUCCCACUCAGAGCAACCUAGCUUAACUCUGAAGAAAGAACCGAACGACGCUGGACCAAAAAAUAUCGGCGAACCACUUCGGUUUGAGGUUAAUAGCGCCGACCGUACGCCGGCCGAUGGUCUGGUGACGGAGGAACCUUUAGAAAUUCAAUGCGGAGAGAACGCUGCAUUGCUUUACGUUUCUAAAUUAUGCCAAGGAAGCAAAGGGCCUUGUAUUUUAUUUCAAGGAGAAUGGCUGACUCCCAACGAGCUCCAGUACAUCAGUGGAAGGGAAACCGCUAAAGACUGGAAAAGGAGUAUUCGGUACAAAGGGAAAUCUCUGAAAAGCUUGAUCGCCCGUGGACUAAUCAAGGUUCACCCACCAAUUUGUGAUUGUCUGGGAUGCCGAAUUUCAUCACCUGUGGUAAGAAAAUAUAUUUUUUAUCUCUACAACAAGCCACUGAUUGUGAUAUGCUUUAUUUUCAGUAGAACGUGUGUGACAAGUUGGAGAAGUUACUCAACAGAUGCAAAAGCAUUCUUUGGUCAUUCUCACAGCUGAUGGGUCAAUUUGCAUGCUUCGUCUACAAUUUUUUUUCUCUUUCAUUUACGCGGUUUGAAUUUGUUAUGAGGUAUUAUAAACGAAGCUGUAGACGGUUUUAUUUCAACUCCUGCUCCAAUAUCAAUAAUUUCUUUCCAACGAGAUUCAUUAACGUAUAAAAACCGGCUAUUAUCCGUCUCUGGGUCGACUCAUUAUGAUAACAACGGCCGCAGUUUAGAAGAAAUGGCCCUAGAAAAUUCAAUGACAAUCUGCGAACAAUGACACUAAGAAGAUUAUAUUUCCACAAAUUCACAAAUAUCUGAUAUUCUUCGCGCGCAGCUUAGCGGUAAGUAUUUUUUUCCUUAUGUGUUUUAAAAGGCACUUGCUCGCGCGUUCGUCUUGUGCUUGCGUUUGCAAACAAUUAUAUCAAAGGGUUCGAAGGGCGGAUCUUGACAGGGCGCCAAAAUUGACAGUUUAACAAUGGCGCUCGAAAGAGUUUCACAGUGUUAUGUCAGCUAGAAUCAACGCAGCUCAAUGUUUCGCACAGAGACGGUGCCCCUCUUGAAAAAAAAAACAUUUUUUAAUCUUUGAAAAUUCAAGGGAUUAAAAUGAUCUGGGAAAUAACUUGAGCGUUGAAAUCUUGACUUUGCGCUGAUUUCUUUGACGUGCUUGACAAAAGUUUCUUUUUCACUCUUCCAAAAUGAAAUACUGGAGAACCAGGAUUUUUUUUAUCAUUUGCUGUCAAAAAAAUCCUUUUCUUUGAUUGCAUUUCAUCGCCAUGCCUUGCACGCUUCAUGCUCAGCACGUUUAUAAAUAAUGAGCUUUUAAAUUAUCCUGAUUAUUCUCCCUUGGUACAUAAGGGAGGAUGCAACAGCCCCCGGCUUUUGACAGACGAACAGCUUGACAGCUUCUGACAAUGCAUUUUGGUUUGAACGAAUCAAAUCGUUUCCGGCUAAAUGUGGAAAUGCCAAAUCUAAAUACUGUAUGUCGUAAAGCAGCACAGCACGCUGCAUGGCGCUGACUGGGUAUACAAUAAUUUUUCUUAAUAGUGCGCAAAACGCAACACUGAGCACGACAUUUUCCAUUUAACGCAUUGCCAACGAUAUUUACAAAAUCUAUGCCUGCCUCAAUGUUUCCAAAAGAAAAAAAGAGGGUUAUUGCUCGUUUAUUUUUCUGUUUAUCAAACGCAGAUAGACUGACCCUAAUUUCCGAUAUGUUCCGUAGCAUAUGGUUUUAAAAACGAAAGGAAAACCCUGGGAACCUGAAGUGCUAAGCUUAGGUCAAAUGUCAUGAUUAAACACGGCUUCACUUGAGUACCUUUUGUCUUUUUAAGACGCCGUACGAAUUUUAUCACGUACGCACCAAUAUUUGCAUUUUCUCCUCUCCAGAAGUGCUGGAUUCGAGUCUCGAAAGGAUGUGUGGAAUUUUUAUUUGCGCGGAGCCCCUUUAGUAUCGUUUUAAGGAAUUUGUAGGAUUAUCCCGUUCCUUAUUUACCUCAACAGUAAGUGUACAUGUCUUUUAAAACGGUGCUAGUGAAAACGGAAAAUAAAUGAGCUCUCGCGGUUCUUUCCACGGAAGUUUGUCCACAUCAUCUCUUUAACCCAGUACGUCAUGUAAUACUGGUUGUGCGGCUUAAUCAAUUGUUUGCGUUCCAUAUCCAUAAACACAGAGCGAGUCCUUUACCAUGUUUAUUGAAGUGAGUAUCUAAGUUUAAGCAUUUGGUUUUCGUUAAGCUUAAAGGCUGGAGAACACGGGUUUCUAAAAUGUGAUCAAGAGGACACUAAUUUUUUCCCCCCACCAGGGAUUUUCACCGAUCGGCAUUGGAACAGGCGGGAAUCUUGUAGCACACAGGUUACAAUGAUAACAGCACUUAUCUAGCUUUCCCUUGUAUCCUGCAAACAGAACCGCGGACGACUUGCCAGCAAAUGCAGUGUGUCCUCGCCGCCUUCACCAAACAGAAAGAGAAAAGAGUCGGCUAAACAUCCGUGGCGACAAGAUGGUUUUGAAACAGGGCUGGCUUUUACUGGUGCAAGACAAAACUCGUGUAGUGAUCUUGACAACCGUAUAAAUUCGUCUGCAGCGAGAGCUAGUGUUGAUCAAAGAGCUUCUCCUGUUGAUUCAAACUCUUCCACUACCUCGGAGUGCUCCGAGCCUGCAGACGACUGCCCUUUCGAUCCACCCUCGUCUGAGCCGAAACGAUCCCGGAGCGCUUCGCCUGAAAACUCCGCAAAACUGGUCACCAUGAAACGAAAAACAGGUUAGUGAAUACCACAGCUCAAAACUCCUACAGAUUUUGCUCUCGAAAAAAAGCGUAUACGGUGUCGUUUUAUUGAUUCCUUGUUUAGUUCUUUGGGUAAGAUAAUAAUAUACUGUCUCAGCUGAUGCGAGCACCGGCAGCAAAAAAUAAAAUCGCUACAUGUGCACUGACAUAUGGAAGAAAUUCCUUGCUUUUGUUGGUGACGAAGAAGAGAUAACUUCGCAGCUGUUGGUAUGAGGGGAACAAUAUUUCAAACUGGAAAAAUUGAAUGUCAUGGCUUUUGGCCAGGUCGUUUUGGGAAUUUUGACAAAUUUUUUGUAUUUAUAAAUAAUUAUAAGGCUUGCAGGAGACAUUAAAUUAAUGGAGCCAUAAAUGAAUCGAAUUUAAAAAAUGAUAUCUAUACACAUAUAGUCUCGUCUCGUAUGUCGCUGAACUUCGUUUUGUCUGUCAAAAAACUGGAAGGUUAAAAAUAUAUAAUUAUAUUUUUGCAGCGGUGACAAAGUUUCGAAACAUAAUAUCAAUUUUCAAAAAAAGGCUUCUAUAUUCACUACAAAUAUCUGCCUUAAAGUUUUUAAGAUGACAAUUUGUGAUCGUCUGAAAGGCAUUUGUGAAAAAAGUCGAUAUAAUUGGCGCGAGUUCUCUUAAAAAUUAAAAUUCACGUUCAAAUCGGCUAUGCAAGAAAUCAUGGGUUGUUUCUUUUCAAAUUUUGUAUCUUGUGAUCGAAACGCCAAUCACCUUCGGCCAAAGAUCACUUAUAUUCUAGCAAAAGGUCAAUUCAUUAAAACAUCAUUUAAUCGAGUCAAAAUCCUUAUUUGAUUUUCAAAUUCUAAAGCUGCCGAACGCCUACACACAGAGAAGCUAGUGAUAUUUUUAGCUUUCCAGAUAGUGAUUGCGGGGUUCACUCUGGAGGUCUUUCUCCAAGUCUUCAUGACUUUUCAGUUGAUUUUUGUACGUACCUUCAUGGUGGUAAAGGAAAUCUGAUAUGCUCAUUGAAUUACUUUUCGAGCAAACAAUAUUUCCUUGGGGAGCUUUGCUUUCCUCCCCUUGCCUCCACUUUUAAUCCUUUCGCCAUUUCGCCCUUCACGAGCCUCUUUCCUCUUCUUCCUAGUUUCAAAAUUGUAGCCUGAAAAGAUGCAAUUUUGCAAACACGGGUAUCUUUCCCAGAAAAAUUCAAAGUUUGAUUUAUCUAGUUUCCAUUUGCCCUGAAGAAUGAAUGGCCUUUGGACAGAAUUUUAUAUUGUUCUCUAAAGCUGAAGCAUAGUAAUUUCAUUCAUCCCUGUCAGUUUUUUGAUUCAAGAAUGGAAUCUGAAAUCUUUUGCACGAAAGUUGUACAAUGGAUGUAAGAUUUUGAUUACUUACUACGCAGAAGAAAUACAUCGUCUUAAAGUUUUUCUAAUAUCAUGAAAGUACAUCUGCUGUUUUGACAUGAACAGACAGAACACUGUUGUGAUUAAACAAAAAGAUUUAUAACUGCUCUGCCUGUUGUGUUUUCAAGACUUCUGAUAGCUUUGGCCACUGAACUGACACAAGUUCUAGGAAUUAAGUCAGUUCGGGUGACUUUAGGAAAUCUUGUUCUUUUUGAAGUGUCGUCAAGCUCAAUUUACCGCUCUUUGCUUGAACGCGAGCACCAAGUUUUGACAUGUCCAGAAUUCUGAGAUAUGUUAGUUUAUUUUUAAGUUGAUUUAUGGCUGCAACUAAGAACGUUGAGGACCGCAAAUAGAAAUUCCUUGUAGUUGGUUUAUUGGACGCUCCGCAGUGCAAUGGCUGCGAGCGCCAAGCAGUUCCAGUGACUACGUGAGAAAAUUCGUGACGUCACAGCACGCUAAAAAAGAAAAAAAGUCUAGAUAGUUCUUCCAACUGACUGUCUUAAAAGGUUUUCACUUGGGGUCUGAUACUGACUUGUUUUAAUUUCAAUUUCUUUUUCGUGCGACUUUAAGAUUAAACUCGUCGCUGCAUGCUUCUAAGUUAAGACCAUUUUCCGGAUAUUCUUUGAGUACGGAAAUCGUUUUGAUACCACUGCGAGCAGGACGGAGUUUGCAUGCAAAAUGUAAAGCUCCGUUUUUGUCAUUUUUUCCCUAACCCAUUCAACUGUAAAGAAAUGACAACUUUAUUUACCUCGUUAAGACGCUGAUGCAUAUGGGUAAAAAUCUCGUUGUUUCGUGAUAAGUUUUAUCCUAAUCGGGCUACGUUGAGUCGUCACACAUCAACCCCUCUUCUUCAAUAUGCGCUCAUUCUCCGCAGGAAAUCAGUUAGUGAGCUCGAGUCUGUAUUUGCCAGCGUGACCAUGUCUAGUAUUUUGGACGCUCAUAACGUUCGCCUCUUUGGUUUUAUUAAUCGUCUGCGGGAUAAAUAUAAUUAAGAGGUUUUUGAAAGAAAAGUUUAAAACGAAAAGAUGUGAACGUGGCGCUAAUAUGUCGACAGAGGUUAUGUCUUCUGCAAGCUGAGCAUUGCAAGAAGGCCACAGGAAAUAUUAAAACAAGUGAACUAGAAUUAUUUUAACUUAAUAAUAGAUUGUACAAGUGGCUGCAGAUGAUCGCCCCUCUGUCCUUAAGUUUUCUUUAGAAGUAGUAGUUCCGCAAAUGUAUAUGCACUCCUUCGGUGGUAUUCACGCACAGACUAAAGAGCAAUACUUUACUUUUGAUUUUUUUAUGUAGCGCAAAGUGAUUCUUUUCUUUAGUAGAUCUUUGAAUCUUUUACUUUACUCCUUUUUUUUUUUUAUUCCACCGGUAGGUGCAUAGGAUGUAUAUGUGUGGCUUUAGCUUUUAAAUACAGGAAUUUCUUAUGGAGCUGCGUUCAUUAUAUUAUGCUGCAUAGUAGUGCUCUAAAUUUAAAAAGCGGAUGACGAAAUCUCCAGAAUUUGAUCAAUCAGACGAAAGUUACUCAACUGGGCAGUGCCUUCUUGUGAUGCUGUUUUAUAAUGGAGUGUGCUCGUGCCAUACAACGGUGGUGUAGGUGAAGGUGGUUCCUUUGAUGAGUGUGUGGAUGACUUUUUGGUGUGGUAAUUCAAGUGAAUGAAAGCUCCUGAUCAAUUCUCGAUCCCUGAGCAGUCAUUAUUUAUGGUUCAAAAGUUAGUCACUGGUCUAAAUUUCCAAUCCGUGGAUGAAUUCAGUUCUAUUAACGAUCGCUAAGGUUCAAGCUUCCGCUACUCUGAUACUGGGCAGAACUUUCCUGUGGUGCGGUUUAUUUUGCACAGUUCCGAGUGUUUCUAAAGGUUUUUAUCGGUGCACUCGAUCUUACUUGUGGGUAUUCAGAGCAGAGCUUCCUUCUGCUAAUCUUUCUGAUGCUCUGUAUCAGUGGAAUGUUAAUUAAAUCUCCAGUUUUAGCUUCAGGGAACAGACGUCUCGUUGAAUGCCAGACGUCUCUCUCAACCUUUCACCAUUGCAUGAAUUUUUUGUGUGCAGAUGAUAUAGUAUGAAUAUAACUGAUCCCUACUUUCAUGUGGUGCUGUUAAGGCUACAAUCGCUGUAUGGUGCGACUCUGGUGUAAAAGACGAAAACUUAAUGGUGUUACUGAUAUUAAAAGUUGCGCACCCAUCGUUCUCUUUCCAAUGCGUCACACUGUUAGUACGAUAUGUUUUGUACAAUGAUUCCAAGUUUUAUAAAAUUGUCGAUUUAUUUCGAGGACCUCAAUUUCCCCACACAUGAUGAAUGGUUGCUCCGAGAUAAAAGGAUAGCUUAGAGAAACAGAUACUUCAGAAAAUCUCUCAUUCUAAAUAUCAGAAAAAAAAAAAAUAAUCGUGGUCGAGUUUGAUCACGUCUUGGACACGAGUCACGUCCCAAGGGAAGCUUGAAAGGUGGAUAUUGCGAACUCAGACGACGCUCUAAACUCUCGGAAGUUCUUCAGAAAAUUUAGUACUUUUAUAACGGCUUGGAAAUUAGUGCUUCGAAUGUUGUAAGCGAGGGUCGCAGGGACGUUCUUUAGUUGAUGAAACAACUUGCUAAUUGAAAGUCUUAAAACCUUUGUGAAAUCAUGCAUCGCAAAACACUGAAGCAAAAUGAUUGCAUGUGAAACUGUAAUUGCAAAGUUAAGGUUGAAUGAAUGAGCGUCAAAUAUUCUAUGGAUUAGAUGCAAAGGUAAUCAGAACUUUAUAACUUGUCACCUUAGCUCUGGGAUUGACAGAGUUCACCGUACCAUUACAUUACAUAUUUGAUACCUAUACUGGACCUCUGCAGAGCACGUGCAAUCAUCUUAUAACUUGAUUUUCUCGUUUAUCAGCCGAUAGAUUUCAGUUUGACCCAAGAAGCACGUUUUUCUUCCGAGAUCUUCCAUCGGAAUACACGUCUGUAUCGGCGGCAGCGGAGGUGUCCAAGAUGGCGCGUAAAGAUUCAGCAUCCCUUGAUCUGACUAAUCAUCAUCGCGGCCCCCACGAAACAGGAGGAUCCUCUGGUGGACCUCCAGGGAGCAGGAGUGCUUUCAGAGCGGUGCACCAGGGUGAGUCAUUCCUUGCACCCACCUCAGAAGGGUCUUAUAUGUCUUGGAGCACUAUUGAUAGACCUCUUUAGCUUGUAUGUUUUGUUUUCCUUAUGUAGGUCACGUGCUAAUACUCUAGAAAACUGUUUCAUUCAAAUUUUGUUUUAUUUACGUGCAUAUGUACGCAUAAUUUGUGAAAAUAUAAAGGGGCACUUUCACUGAGGAAAAAUAACACACCUAAAGCUAAGGAGGUGUAUUCCCAGAAAUAAAUAUUGAAGUACAAUUAAUUUUAAAAGGGAAGAGGUGGAGGUUGGUAGCGGUAGUUCACAGGCAUCAGCUUAAAUAUUGAGGUUCGUUAACUCUAAAAAACACAAAGCACUUUACCAGGAACUAUGACCAGGAUAAAAAUUGAAGUUAAGUAGCGUGGUUUUGUGUUUUUACUUUGUGAAUAAAAUCCCGAUAAUUGUCCCAGUCAAAAGAAAACUAAAGAGAAGCACUUGUUAAUGGACCUUUCUGCCUUGGGUAGUUCAUACCUUAAAUGCGCUUCACGUCCAUGUAAAGUAACUGUUUGUCUUGUUUUGAAUGUCCCUAGAUGCAUUAAAUUCACACAGUGAAAUGGCCGGUGAAAACGUUUACAACGCCGAAGCCCUUCAGCGAGAGCUUGCCUCAAGAGAAACAAAGAACUCCAAACAACAACAACAAAAGCCACCAUCAGUGAACUGUCAGCCAACCUCCUUCAACCCAUUCACUCAACUUCCCAGCCCCUCCCCUCUUAUCAGCCCCUCUCAUCCCUCCCCGAGACUUUUACCAGAUCCCCUGUUAUUAGCUUCGCCGCAUGGUUCAAGCAUUUACCAUCAAGCGUUGAGGGGUAGCUUAUCUGGAGUUCCGCCAGCUGCUUUGCAUCAGAGUCUAAUGCACUACAGACUUCUCUCUCCUCCAAACCCGCACAGUCCACUGGCGCAGAACAUUCCACUACAAUCGUCCUUUGCGGCCGCAGCAGCCGCAGCUCGGGCUGGUCUCCAGGGCCUUCCGGUCACACACGCUUCCUUGACAAUGCACCGUUCAUCCAGGUCUUCGUCGCCUAAGAACAAUACAAUAAUCAACGGUCAAGUUGAAGAGAAUAAAAACUUAACAAGUUCUCGAACCACGCACGCGGAGGAAGAGAAACACGAGGACAAGGAUGGCUAUCAUACGAAAGAAACCGAAACCCACAACUGCAACCAUACUACGCAUCCUCCGGUUUCCGACGGCGACUUCGUGGCGGGAAGAAGUCCCGAUGUUUCCACGGGUUCCAACGAAAGGCAUAGCCCAUUCGCAACACCUAAGGCUUCUCCAAAUGGGAAAGAGCUUUCUUCGCGAGUUUCACCUCACAAAGUAGUGCCUCGCUUUCGGCCGAACUUGAGCGAAAAUGUCCUGGAAUGGAGUGUUGAUGAUGUCUGUCAUUUCAUAUCCUCUCUUACUGGUUCCCAGGAUAUUGCGCAUGCGUUUAGAGAAGAACACAUAGACGGACAUUCACUUGUCUUAGUGCAAGAGGAUCAUUUAUUGAACCGGAUGUCAAUAAGGCUUGGUCCUGCACUGAAAAUCGUGGCGCAAAUAAAGAAACUCGUUGACAACUUGGAAAUCCAAGAAAACGGCUCGAACUAAAGUUUAUCAUUUUUGCUCACAGACGUGAUAUAUCUGAACACCGUUUUCCUGUAACUUUACCUUUUCUUCCCAUCGCGCGCACGAGCCUUAAUUUAUUUAAAAAACUCAAAGGACUCAAAGCCUUUGUGGUAUGAAGAGUCGCAAAACCUUUACGACAAUUCAAAAGGUUAGUCUGCUGCCCAGACAAGCCGCCGGACCGACCCGAGACCCCGCAAAGCGGAGAUGUCGGGGAAUGUUGGACCGCAAACUUCGUAUUUCCGUCUCUAUCAUCACUAACUCUACGUACGUGAGAUCAAGACUCAAUUGACAUAGUUUCCUUAUCUUCGAACUCGAACAUUCCUUUGGAUUCCGUUACACGACGAAGGUUUUCCUAAACCAAUUAUCACCAAUUACAAAAGAUUCUCGCUUCCCGGGUAGCAAUCAUUUCAAUCGAUCAUGUCGCAGUUGUUGACAUGAAAGUGCAAAUGAAGUAGUAUUUAAGCUCACCUAAAAAUGUCCUGAAUCAUCCUCACAAUGUGUGCUUCACGUGUUUCAAAGCGUAAUCCGGUCUGUCAAUAUACAUAGCUCUAGGCGUUAUGCCAAUUGAGGCUCGUUAGUAUUACCUACAAUAGGUCAAGAGCACGCGGUUAAAUCUCUAGCGGAAUUUCCGCUCGCAUUCCAAUUAAAACUUUCAGCAUCACGUAGGAGUGAACAGUUGUUUUUCGUGUUGAAAUACGCAUGUCCAACUGAUUUUGAUACCUAAGGUUUUCAGCUGAAUAGUUUUUUGAACAAGUGUGGAAAGGCAGAAAAAGGAAGAGGUGAUUAUUUUAAAAAUUUGCCCUUUUGAAAGCGCAAAACUAUAUGGGAUGAUAAAAUCUUUAUUCUCGCUUUUUCAGAUACUAGUAGACUGUUACAGUUUGCUUGAAUUACUUUAUUAUAUGAUAACAAAAAAGAGAUUUAUAAAUUUGCCGUUUUAGAUGUACACUAGGAUUACUUCAGAGAUAGAAGGGCGCGCGGAAUUUUGCCUCUGGCGACAAGACGCAUGCGCGCAACGCGGGAACAUUCCACGCGCUCUACUAUCUGAAAAAGGUGGGUCAGUUCAAGUUGUCAGCGAACGGUGGGUAACAAAGGCAAAAUGGUGCAAACAUUUAAAGCCAAAUACGCUCUUACAACGACUGGUUUAAAUUUUGUUUUGCAUUAACAAAAAAACAACAACAAAACAUUUUUUUAAAAAAGUAAGGUAUGGCAACGAAGACCUUGCCAUUAUUUGGAACGUGCUUCGCUCAGAAACCUUUUGAAAUUCAAAGAAUUCAGCGAGUUGUAUCUUUGAAUUCACUUCAAAUGUGAGUCUCAAAUUUAAUAAUUUGGGAAAGGCUAUUUAGCUUUAUUUUUGAGUAGCAACUUUGAAUUCCCGCUGUCUUGCCCUGGUUACCCAUAAGGCAGUCAAAAGUGUGAACUGACUUAAACGUAGUCUGACGCCAAAUAGAUCAGAAUCGAAGCGUUAUAAACGCUUUUCUAUUUUCCAUAGAUAUUUAGAGACACGAGUCUAUAACAGAGUUUUGCGCCUGGCGUGCCAUUGAAAUUGUGUGAGAAUUAUUUAUAAUUUUACUUUAACUUGUUCCGUUUAAUUUUGAAAUUGUUGUAAUAAUGGGAAAUGUCUCGUAAAGGCUUUGAAGUUUCAAAGGAUAGGACAUUGAUACAAUCCCAUGUUAGGUUAGGGUUUGUUGUUUUAAAUAAGCCUUUGCUUUAUGGUCGGUGCAGGUUGCCGUAAAAGAGAAAAAUUUGUUGUACAGAAAAAAGUGUGACGAUUAAUAAACGGAAAAUAGACUGUUUGACAUGGUAUUUUUGUAAUAACAGUAAACAAAAGCGUUACAUAAUUAUUUACUUUUGAAUUUGAUUUUAAUUGGAAGGGAUCUCACGGACAAAAUUUGUGAUUAACGCGAGAUUCUAGCUACGAUUGGUGUUAGUAAUUUAAUGUUACACCCCUAAUAUAGAAGAGCUGCUUAGCUUCGAAAGGACGUAGCCCACGUUUUACAUCAAAACAAGAUCAUUCAACUCGAAUAGCUACUCGUAUGUUCAGCAGCGCAGUCCAAUUCUCUUACUCUGUCGCUCGCUUUCAAAACAUAAGCCGGGUAGUACAUAAUCCUUGCGAUGUAAACAUGCCCGUGGGAAUCAACUGAUAAUCUGAUUGGCUGGAGUCCACUCGAGUUCAGAGUGAUGUGAUGGCCAUUGCGAAGAAAAAAUAGCCUUCGAGUAGACGAAAACAGGCUUUUGCUGAGGAAUAAUUGUAUACUAUACAAAACAUUUACUUGAGGCUACCUUAAAAUAAGGGGGAAAACACUAGGGACUCUAUAAUUGUAGGGGAUACCCCAGUCUUAAAAAGCCCGUAAGUCCUGGUUUAGACUUGCCUACAAGUCGAGCUCAGUAUUUUCACGAGCGCGAAGCGCGAGCGGUUGGGCCAAAUAAUGGAACAGGAGAUGGGAAGCGAAGGACUUUGGGAAAGUCUAGUCCUGUUUUCAUGCUCUUAAAUUUGCCUUAUUGUUGACUUAACAGCACAUUAAUUAACGCAGAUGAUAAGGACAGUUUUCAAGUUUAAGCAGAAAAGGCAGCAUCAACUGGCAGCGUGUCUAUGGUCUGUUCCAAGAGGGGCCUGAAGUGC